This is a messenger RNA of Dioscorea cayenensis subsp. rotundata (Guinea yam), 1790 nucleotides long. RefSeq lists its product as uncharacterized. Lineage: Eukaryota; Viridiplantae; Streptophyta; Magnoliopsida; Dioscoreales; Dioscoreaceae. The transcript is spliced from 3 exons. The record is from RefSeq and is a predicted model, not a curated record. Bases 1 to 753 code for a protein of 250 amino acids.
AUGGGUUUUUUCAAAUGCAAUGUUGAUGCUGCUAUAUUUGAACCUCAAAACUAUAGUGCGUUAGCAUUUGUUAUUCAUGAUCAUAUGGGAGAAUGCAAGUAUGCAUACCAUGCUGCUAUACCAGGUAUUACUCAUUCUCUGAUGGUAGAGGCAAUUGGUUUUAGAGAGAUAUUAUAUAAUCUCCACCUUCUCAAUCUCAUCCCAAGCUUCUUCAACAUCCUUGUCUUCCUCCUCCUCUUCGAUCUCGCUUUGCCACUUUCCGCCCUCCACUCUCAGUCUCGUGCUUGGAGAUCUGAAGCUCGCCAUCAAUGGUGUCUCCCCGGAUCCUCCCUUCUUCUCUUAUUCAGAAGCUCGCAGCCUUCAAAGACCCCGCUCCGAUUCUUCCGAUCUCAUCCUCCUUCCCUCUCGACUCCUUCGCCUCCAAUGCCCACAGCUCCGGAUGACGAUUUCGACUUUGGCGUCGACGGCGAUGGCGCUUUUGAGGCCGUCGGUGGCCUCCUUGUUGAUUCCGGCUGCGUUGAAGACUACGAAGAAGGCCGAUUGGUUUGCUGCAAAAUCUCGGAGAAGUUUGGCAAGCAUGGGUUGGUGAAGCCUAAGGAAGCCAUGCGGAGCCUAGGGACAUCGCUGUGGAUGUUUGAUGUGAUGGACGAUGGUGAACCUGUAAAGAAAAAGGUUGAGUUGUUGGAUGGUCCUGUGUUGACUGAACGCGAUGGAGUGAAGCUCAAGAGAAGAAAGCGGAAAGAGGAGAGAUAGAGAGAGGUUCGCUUGUGCCAUACUGAUCUUUUCGUGGUAGCAGUUUAUCUAGAUGGGAGGAUGAUAUAGAAUUCAAAUUUGAUUUUCUUUUAGUGGUAGCAGUUUAUCUACAAAGCAGGUAUAUACAUGAGAGUACAUUUAUCAGCAUUUGAAUCUCUAAUAAUUUAGAGCCAUAUUGAAUAAAUAAUGAAAUAAAUCUUUCAAAUUGCCUGACCAUUUCUGUGUGGGGAGAAGUUGAUUUCUUUGAUUAUGAGUAUAAAGAAACCUAUAUCUGUAAGCCAUCCUUUGCCUUUUGUGACACACCUCAGUAAACUAACACUGGUACGUAAUUAUGAGUGUGCCAAUGGUGUUGUAUUCCUCCUACCGGGGUGGUACAAGAGGAGCCUGGGAGGUGAAAACCUUAAAAAAUGUAUGACAUGCCCAGGUUGUUGCUAUUCUUCUCUUCUUUAUUACGCAAAGCAACAUUUUCCUUAAUAUAUUUCCAGAGUCACACACACACACAGAGGCCUCCAUCUAUUUCCUCUAAUGCACACAACACUUUUAUCCCACACAAAGCAUCUUCAUCACGUAGCUUACCUUGACAUUGACUAUAAUCAUGCAUUUAUGAUACUUUUAAACUAUCCUAUCUAGUCUACUACUACUUUAUUUCAUUCAAUCGAAUUAGCUUUUUAAUUUGGUUUCUUGCAUGACCUUGCUUAAUGAAACAAUUUAAUUGAUGGGACUUCAAAAUUAUGCAUGAUUUGAUAUACAAUUUUCUAAGUGACACUAAACCACAAACCUUCACUGUAACGUCACCCACUCAUGUAUGUUUUGCAAAAUGGCCGGCUCUUUUAUGAUGAUUGAUGAGCGGCCUGGCCUGCCUCCAACUUGGUAAUAACUUGUAGGAUUUCCCAAUUCUUAUAGAAGAAGGAUUAAAGGUACCAAACUUAUUCAUAAAGUUUGGAACAUUAUUUGUUUUACCUUUAAAAUUUAUAUAAAAAAUAAUUUAUUUUGAUUUCUGAACUAUACAAAUUAUUAGUUUUUCUUUUCUUUUUUUU